AUGUGGUGCCAAGAAGGAGGCAGUGCAAAGAAGUAUACCUCAUUGGACGGAGGGAAGGUCACUACAGGGGUAAGCCGGUGUAUCUUGUACUGGGAGUGCUGCUACUCCGUUUGCGGGUUAGCCUGCCCGUCGUUGCUGGAAGGGGUCCCACCAUUGCGAAGCUACCUCCCUCUACAUAUGGAGCCCUGGCUCGCUCUCUCCUCAUCACCAAAAGGUGGGAAGAUCCACCCCGGCCCCGUGUGGGGCAACUUCCCAUUUCACACGGUACUGACGCCCUUUCCAGCCAAGUCCUUCAAAUUCAUUCCAUUAGAACAGACCAUCAUCGUUGCUUUUCCCCCAAGGGUUCGGUCCCUUGAGACGUUGUCAAACUUCAUUCCUCAACUUACUACAGACACUCCAAACAUCUGGGCGGGUGUUUUGCUUGGAACAGGCCCUGAAUCAGGACGAGAACGCGACGACUGGAUAGCACAUGCUCGCUCUUAUCAAAUUCAACGGAUACCUCUCGCUCCACAAGCCCACCGUCGGCGCUACCUCAACUUUGACAGCAGCGUUUCUAUACUCCGUACGGAGCACGCAGUGCGCAUCUGCUUCAUUUGUUUCGACAUCGUGUUUCUUCGCCGCUGCGGCACCGACUCUUAUAGCGCCCCAUACGAAUGCUGCGUAGGCACUCCUCGUACUCUGUACAAAGUCACACCAAUCAUCUGGCCAUGGGUCUUGCACUCGUACCCCCAAGAACCGACCAUCCUCGAGGCUGAGCGCCAGCUUGACUCCCGGCGCCCGGCGGCUAUUGAACAACCUGACUGGCUCGCCUUGGCUGAUACUGUUAGUCGCCUCACGGAUAAGCAACUUGAAUCAUCGAUGAACCUAGGGCUAGCGUCUUCUGAACCUGCGACUAGAGGAGCAGAGCAGCACAAGUUGCCCACGCCCAUUAACUCCCGUACAAGUUCUGGCAAAGUAAUUGGAACUUUCGAAUCCAAAAACACCCACAGUGCGACAAAGUGUUCGAUCGGGCCAGACCUGCGGGUGGGAUGGCAGGCUGCAGUGGCCCAAGAUCGACAGCCAGAACAGCAUCCUGCAGUACAAAGCUUUUACAUUUCCAAUAAUCGACCAGCUUCUUACUCUGUAAGCCCCCUUCCCCCGUGCCGCAUCUUCUCUCUCUUGCAGGCGUUCUCGGGAGGCAUACCAGCCAUCCACGUCGAACAUAGCGCUUUCGCCUUCUUUCAGACACUUGUGCCGUAUCACAUCUAG
Molecule: messenger RNA, 1248 nt
Organism: Colletotrichum lupini
Lineage: Eukaryota; Fungi; Ascomycota; Sordariomycetes; Glomerellales; Glomerellaceae
Exons: 8
Coding region: 1-1248 (415 amino acids)
Source: RefSeq, a predicted model, not a curated record